UCUGUGCUGAGCGUGUAAUCUAUAGUCUUUGGCUCAGCUGAAAUGUUUACAAAAAAAUAAAAGCGCAGCCUAGCAGGUUUCACAAGGAAAUUAUUUCACCUGAAGUCGAACAAAAGUAGCCUGUCAUACAGCGCCAUACCACAAAGAUGAGUGCAAUUGCCUCAGAUCAUGAGGAAAAUAAACCGGGUAGAAAAUGUUUACUGGGAAACUGGGUUGAGGAGGGGGCUACUGCACUGCUAGACAGUACCAGACCUAGAACAUGUAUUCAUAAGCACGGACACACAGGCAUUCUUACGACGGACGUGGCAGCAAAAGUGCAGGGGACCAGCACAUUCAGAGCUGCUUUUAAUGCUUCUACAAGCCUUGGGAUGCGACAAAGAGGAAGACGAACUGAACUUCUGGAAAAUGACCUCAUCAAAAGAAUAAGGGAUGAGAUACAUGCUGACCUGAACGCAGAUCCUCCAAUCGCUGAGUUGUCCUCCGUAACAAAAGCAGACUACAAGGUGGAAGGCUUCAAAUCUGUCCGUGCAUGUCCGAAUUCAACCAUGGGUCAUGAAUAUACAACCGAACAGGCCAUCACAUUUUGGAGUGAUAACUAUCAGAAGAUUCAGGGCAUGACAGCAGUUAAAAGGAAGGACAGUCCAUUUAAAAGAAGCGCUGCCUUUAGUACACCAAUCGGUGAACAACUAGAUCAGCUGGAUGACACAGUGCUGUACCCAUCAGAAAAGGAUGCACAUUUGUGAGGAAAUAACAAAUGUUAUCGUUGUAUCAUAAACAGCAAAUGGGAGGAGUAUAUUCAAUGCUGUGAAUCCAAAUGCAAGUCUAGAAAUAGCUGUUCAUCUUACUCAUUUUACAGUUCACCUUCACCAACUCAAUCUUUUUCAUUAAUUUAUAUUAGGUUUUUAAAUAGGUUCGUUAAUCAUCAUUAAUCAAUUGCAAAUGAAAAGUUAACACUCAUGUCAUCUAUCAGAAACAGCCAGCUAAAUGUAUGUAAUUUACACACAAGUUAUUUUUUUGGGCAAGAAGGUUGCUGGUUUGAGCCUCGGCUGGGUCAGUUGGCAUUUCUGUGGUGAGUUUGCAUGUUCUCCCCGUGUUCACAUGGGUUUCCUCCGGGUGCUCCAGUUUCCCCCACAAGUUCAAAGACGUGCGGUACAGGUGAAUUGGGUACAGGUUUCCCAGUGAUGGUUUGCAGCUAGAAGGGCAUCUGCUGCAUAAAACAUGUGCUGGAUAAGUUGGCAGUUCAUUCCGCUGUGGCGACCCCAGAUUA
Molecule: messenger RNA, 1267 nt
Organism: Danio aesculapii
Lineage: Eukaryota; Metazoa; Chordata; Actinopteri; Cypriniformes; Danionidae
Gene: spag8
Product: sperm associated antigen 8
Exons: 6
Coding region: 147-743 (198 amino acids)
Biological process (GO): positive regulation of transcription by RNA polymerase II
Cellular component (GO): cytoplasm; nucleus
Molecular function (GO): microtubule binding
Source: RefSeq, a predicted model, not a curated record